AUGGCCGAUGUUGCUAAAGAAUCUAAUAAUAUUUCUAAUUCACCACUAUCCGCGUCUAACUCCGAUCAUUUGAAUGAGACAGUUGUCGUUUCAGAAAAUAAAACUCAAAUCAUUUCAAAUGAUUGCAGGCCGUCUUUAGAAGGUGAAUUUGAUAAUAUCCAGAAAAAUGAAGAAAACUAUGUAUUCGGUAAGAAUGAAAAAGAAAGAAAAUUUAGAAUUUUUGGAAUUAAAUUUCCUGGAGGUUGGAUGGAUGAUGAAAUUGUUUCAUCUAUUUUACUAAAGUCUGAAUCCUUCUAUUUAAACUUCAAUAAAACGUAUCAAGAUGAAGAUUAUCGUCAGGGUGAUAUAAAUAUUACUUUUAAAACUUUAUCAGAUGCUGUUCAAGCUUAUAACAUACUUGAGAAAAUGACUAUUGAUAAUGUACGAUUAAAAGUACAUGCAUCUUCUUAUUUUGUAAAGGCUAUGACACAUUUUAAUAACAAAUUUAAAGAGGGAAAAGAGAAUGAUGAAACAUUAAAUAUAAUUAAAAAACCAUUAUUUGUAAUUAACAAUGAGGAACAAAGAGAAGAAUUUUUAAGAAGAUUGUAUGCAGUAGAUAUACCUGUUUCAAUGUCUGAAGAAUUUAUUGAUAAUGUUAUAGAAACGUCUAAUAUUGAAGAUUACACGACAAAACCUGAUGUUAUUCCUGGUGGAUAUUUACAAGCAGAAAUAAUAUUUAAAAAUAAACAUAUUAUUAAAACAUUAAUAGAUGAAUUUAGAAAAAAGUUAAAAGAAAGAGAUGAUUCUCUUAAAAAUACAAAAAUUUUAACAGCAUCAGAGUAUUUAUUGUAUAUGAGUCAAAGAACAUAUAAUGAUGAUGUUCCAAUCCAGUCAGAUGUAGCCAAUCUAGUUAAAGAAUUUUCUGUAGAAGAAAUUGCCAUAAAAAUCGAACAGUAUAUGAUGAAGCGACCAAUAAAUUGGCGAGAAGUUGAUUCAAAAGAUGAUAUGUAUAAUAUAUGUGAUACAGUUUCUAGACAGUUAAGAGGACUUCCAGAUUCAUUGUUAAAGGAAUCAAUGAUGCUUACAUUAAUUAGAGCACGGGAUGGUCCUCAAAUUCCAUUAAAUAAAGUAAAGAUAAAAAAUUUAAUAAAAUUAUGGAAACAAGAAUUAUUGAAUGAUAAAAUAUAUGAUCGGCCAACAAAAUUUAAAGGUUCUUCAGCUAAUUAUGUUCCAAUUUUAGAUGAAGAUAGAAAAAAAAGAAAAAGAAAUAAAAGAGAUAAAAAUGUAUUAAAAGUUCAAAUGGGUAUAGGUUCAUUCUUACAAAAAGCACAUAAUGAAAAUCUUAUUAAUAAAUAUAAAGAUACAGAAUUUGAGGAAGAAGAUGAACCUAUGGAAGAACCUUUAACUAAUGAAAAUGGGGAGCCAUUGUCAUUUAGUGCUUGGUCACAAAUAUCUCAAAGUGAUAAAGAAUUGGGUGUAGUAACAAUGGAUCCAGAAGAAAUGAAGAAAUAUGUUAAACCAUUAAAAAAAGUAGUCGUAAAAAAAAGAGAUACUACUGAAGAACAUAAUAGUGACACAUUAGGUGAGAUGAAUGAUGAAGACAGACAACUUCGUGAAGAUAAAGAAGAAGGAGAAGUUUCAACUGAUGAAAGUAGUAGUUCGGAUGAAGAAGAUCUUAAAAGAGCAAAGAAGAAACGAUAUACUAAAUCUGUUGAUGGGCGUAAUAUAUCCGAUUCAGUGCAGUCAUCUCACAGUAAAGAAGAACGUGAUGAAAUUGGAGUGUUAAUAAACAAAUUCUAUGAAUGUCGUGUUCAUAUUAUAGAGAGUUUAAAUGAAUGUCAGAAAGCUGGAUUUUUGCAAUAUUUAAAACAUACAGCAAAAUCAGAUAUGAAUCCUCAAUUAGUUAACAAAAUUUUUGCUGAAUUGGGAAAUCUUAACAAGUAA
Strongyloides ratti is the source of this 1923-nucleotide messenger RNA. RefSeq lists its product as hypothetical. The transcript is spliced from 3 exons. The coding region runs from base 1 to 1923 and encodes 640 amino acids. The record is from RefSeq and is a predicted model, not a curated record. Lineage: Eukaryota; Metazoa; Nematoda; Chromadorea; Rhabditida; Strongyloididae.